Amborella trichopoda is the source of this 729-nucleotide messenger RNA. NCBI's taxonomy places the organism in Eukaryota, Viridiplantae, Streptophyta, Magnoliopsida, Amborellales, Amborellaceae. The record is from RefSeq and is a predicted model, not a curated record.
CAAUACUCAGCAAUAAAUUUAAUAAAAUCACGAUAUAAAGAUAUGAUCCUCUGCGCCGCUUCACCUUUCAUGAACACCACAAUUCCUAGUCUUCUGCAAUCGUGCGCCACUCCUCUUUCCACAGUUUUUUCCUCUCCAUUUUCAUGGAAACCUCUCUCUCUUGGCUUUCCCACAGUCAGAGCGUCGCCAUCGGUGGAAAAGAAGGCCACCUUUGCGAGCAGGCGCCCUGGAUUUUACAGGGAUUCAAAUGCAGAGGACAACAAGUUCAGAGAAGCCACAACGUCGUGGUGGUCUCCUUCCUCUGAUGAUUUGGACUCGGAUGAUGAAGAUGAAGAGGAGGAUGAUGUUUCUGAGCAGCCAUGGGAGAGCUUUGGAAUCAUCAAGGUUGUCUUUGGAAAUGCCGCCAUGCCGCAAUUUAUCGAAUGGCAACCUGCUUAGGUUACUUUUGCUAUACUACAAGUGAGAGUCGACUUUGUGCUAGCUACAGACUUAGCUAGCAUCGCAUUGGACGGUGUGAGUGGCCAGGGGGUUCGCCUGGGUAUCGUAGGGUAAAUAUGAAUUACAUUAAUUCUACCUUUGUUCUGCGCAGGAAACUCAUGGAUUUGAGUUAGAGUAAGUAUUGUAAGGAUGAUCACAUGUGGUCCUUGGUUUGGUAAAUGAGGGGCUUGUCUUUCUUGUCCAUGCAUAUCAAUGGCUCCUUGAUUCUUGUCAUUUGUUGGUGGUGGAGAU